AUGUUAAUACGAACCAUGCGAUCGAGACUGACUCUUGUUUGGUCUAGUAUUGGUGGUGUACGACCGCCAAAUUCACAACUACAGAAUGCCUCGAUGAGCACGCGAAUAAGUGUUCCUAGUCCACCUGAAUCAUUGGUCAAUAACAAGUUCACCAAGAAACUUCGAAAAUUGUAUGCAAAGAAAUUGAAUUCGGGUGAAAUACUUCCAGAACCUAUAAAAACUCAUUCUGCAGAUAUCACACACGCAAAGCCAAUACAAGCUCGUUUUAAGAGCGAAGCACAACUAUAUAACCAUGUGAUAUCAACGAUUCAAGGCUUCACAACUUACUUACAAUUGAGUGAAUUUAUAAGUCAAAUUGAGCCGGACGUGUUACGAUUUCCAAAUUCGUCUUUGUCUUUACUUGUACAAUGGAGGAGGCAGAAUGUUAAUAAUGAAGCUGAUUAUGAAACGUUGAACCACAUCUUUAAAUCGAUGUCUGUCCAAGAGCAUGAUUUUAAUAGCCUAUAUCUCGAAAAGUUGAUGAAAUUGUACCUUUGUGUCUUUCAAAUGAAUCAUCUGCCAUUGAAUGUCAUUUAUUUGAACCUAAUUUGGGUACACCAUGGGACACCAGAAUUAUAUGAUGCAUAUGUUCUAACAUAUUUGUUAAUUUUAUACAAUUCCGGACAGAAGCAAUUAAGUAUCAAUCAGUUGAUGAGGCAUUUGACAGUUAAUCAAGGAAAAGCUGUGUCAUUUAUGAAGAAUUUACCGGACAUUUUUAUUUUGCACAUGUUGGAAACUCGAGAUUUUGAAAGGUUACAUUUCAUAAUGUCCCAAUUUAAGGCAUACAAUCUCCGUGUGGAUGAUCAUCUCUGGAUCUCCAUCCUACUGUCUGGACUUCACUACAAUAACUACGAAAUAGUCAAUUUUGUGUACAAGAAUUAUAUAAUGAAGGACUUUUCGUCGGGAAAGUUUACGAUAGACGACGCAGUUUUAAGUCAAAACACUAUAGACAGCAAUUCCGUAUUUGGAACUUUUACUGACACUUUGAUACUACAGAUACUACAUACAAUUUCAAUGAGUGGUGAUAUUAAAAGUACAGAGGAUUUAAUCAAAGGACAUUUUGUUUACAAGGCAUUGUCGAAUGAAACCAAAGCAUUGAGCAAAGAAUUAUGCAUUAACAUUAUCGAGAGCUAUUGUUACAACAUCCCUGAUGAGACGACAGUUGAUGCCAGUUAUGGAGACGAAAGCAUCAAGAGAAUACUAGAUUUGAUUAACGUUUUCGUGAACCAGACAAAUCUAUCCAGUGUUGAUUUAUUUGAAUGUAUGAACUUCAAAUUUAAAAACUGGAAAGCAGAUACAAGAGAGUUGGAUUCUAAUACGAAUAUUGUGUUUGAAGAGGAAAACGAAGAAACAAUUCCCAUGUUUUAUGGCAACACAAACAUUCACAAUUCCAAGUAUGGCGUUGUAUUGGCUAACUUGUCAAAUUUGAAUGAGUUUAUUAAUGUCCAUGUCAAUUAUAUGAACAACGGUAAUUUUAAUACAAAAACACAAACAAUAUUUAUAAAUUGUCUUUUAAAUCAUAUGGUAGUAUUCUUGAAUCACACAGGGUUAGUAUCGGUUUUGAAAAAUUUGCAUUUUCUACAUGGAGUUGAAUUUGUUAACUAUUUAGAUCAGGAAUCUUGGAAAUUAAUCCUCCAAUCCGUCUCGCUUUCCACAUCGAAAAUGUGUGCAAGAUUCUAUUUUGAUUAUAUGAAGAAUCAUGGCAUAGAAGUGACGCCUCGCUUUUAUUCUUGCUUGAUAAAAGCGUCAUUAAAUGGAGAUGACUAUUAUGGAGACGUGAUAUUUUAUGUGGAACAAUGCUUGAAGGAUCAUGGUGAAUUGAAUCACGAUAUGCAAAGGGUGUUAGACAUAGUAACAAAUAAUAACUCAAAGAUCAAAGAGUUAAUCACCAACUUGCAAGAGCCAGGAGAGGAAUUGGUGUCCACGGUAAAUCCAGCAAUUAAACGACAGUAUUUGGAGCGCUAUGAUUUGAAUGAGUUAGAAGUUUUAGAACGAGUGUUUGUAUAG
Messenger RNA from Candida tropicalis MYA-3404, 2046 nucleotides. RefSeq lists its product as uncharacterized. Gene Ontology annotation, cellular component: ribonucleoprotein complex. The record is from RefSeq and is a predicted model, not a curated record. The transcript has a single exon. Bases 1 to 2046 code for a protein of 681 amino acids. Gene Ontology annotation, biological process: Group I intron splicing. Lineage: Eukaryota; Fungi; Ascomycota; Pichiomycetes; Serinales; Debaryomycetaceae.